GUCACUCUCCCCGCGCGUGUCCAUGCUUCACCUGCCCUCGCUGUCUCGCCCAUGCGAGGGAAACAGAACAAAAACGAGGGCUGUACCUCAGUGGUUUCGAAGAAAGGCACGGUUUUGCUUUUCUAUAAAGACGGUUUUCUCCUAAAGCGCUGUGUGAAACGAAGGAGGGGAAAGCAGACAUGUGCGCAGACAUGAACAAGACUUUCCUGUGUAAAGACACCGCAAUGACAGUUGUGGUGGCUGGAGGGGCUCUCCCGUGGAUGGAGACCAACUUUCCAGAGCGCAAUGUCAGCCUGGGGCUCUCCACCACCCCUCUGGACUUCCCCAUCAACCCGUGGGAUAUCAUGCUUUGCAUGUCGGGCACUGUCAUCGCCUGCGAGAACGCCAUCGUGGUGGCUAUCAUCUUCUAUACGCCAACCCUGCGCACACCCAUGUUCGUGCUCGUAGGAAGCCUAGCCACAGCGGAUUUACUGGCAGGCAUGGGAUUAAUCCUCAACUUUGUGUUCCAGUACGUCCUCUCCUCAGAGACUAUUAGUCUUAUUACUGUUGGGUUCCUAGUGGCCUCCUUCACGGCGUCCAUAAGCAGCCUGCUGGCUAUAACAGUGGACCGGUACUUCUCUUUAUACAACGCACUGACUUACUUCUCAGAGAAGACGCUCCACUACGUGCACCUGAUGCUAGUGAGCACAUGGGGCGUGUCUCUGUGCCUGGGCCUGCUGCCUGUGCUAGGCUGGAACUGCCUGGACGACCCAAGCUUGUGUAGCAUCGUGCGCCCACUCACUCGCAGCAAUGUGACAUUGUUGGCGGUCUCUUUCUUCAUAAUCUUCAUACUCAUGCUGACCCUCUACUUCAAGAUCUGCAAGAUCGUGUGCCGCCACGCGCACCAGAUCGCUCUUCAACAGCACUUCUUCACCACAUCGCACUACGUGGCCACCAAGAAGGGUGUGGCCACGCUCGCCAUCAUUCUAGGCACCUUCGGCUCGAGCUGGCUACCCUUCGCCAUCUACUGCCUGGUGGGAGAGCACGAAUACCCGUCGGUAUACACAUAUGCCACGCUGCUUCCGGCCACCUACAACUCCAUGAUCAACCCAAUCAUCUACGCCUACCGUAAUGCCGAGAUCCAGCGCUCGCUCUACGUCCUCUUCUGCGGCUGCUUUCAGAGCAACUUAGCCAUCCACUCCAGGUCACCCAGUGAAGUUUAGAGGGGUGCUGAGUGAACGUAAAUGUGUGUGUACGUGUGCAUGUUGACAACCGAUGAUUCGCUUUCAGUUGACCAUUAAAUCCUUUAAACGAAAUGUAUGUCUAACAAGCAUCUGCACUUUAUUGCGACUGAAGACAAGGACACAGUACGUCUGAAAUGCUGUGAACAACAGCUUUUGUAAAGAAAAUAAAUAAUGACAUUAUGUAUUUAUAUGAUCAAAGAAUUAAAAAACUAGCACUUUAUUGAAUGUAUUUGAAAUGCCAAAGCAGUAUUGCAUAGGCCUAUAUAUGUUGGUGUUAUUUGCUACUUUGUAUUUGUCAGUACUGUGGGUAAUUUUAGAUUUUGUUAAGUUGUCUAUUUGAUUGUACA
Messenger RNA from Oncorhynchus gorbuscha (pink salmon), 1570 nucleotides. RefSeq names its product G-protein coupled receptor 6-like. The record is from RefSeq and is a predicted model, not a curated record. Bases 180 to 1202 code for a protein of 340 amino acids. NCBI's taxonomy places the organism in Eukaryota, Metazoa, Chordata, Actinopteri, Salmoniformes, Salmonidae. Gene Ontology annotation, cellular component: membrane. The transcript has 2 exons. Gene Ontology annotation, biological process: G protein-coupled receptor signaling pathway. Gene Ontology annotation, molecular function: sphingosine-1-phosphate receptor activity.